AUGGCUUCAUCUCAAACACCAUCAGAAAUGCCACCAUCUCAAGAACAAGCAUCAUCAGCAACUCCUAUCCCUGAUCUUACCACUAAAAGAGUUUAUAACAAUAGAGGAAAGACUGAUCCAGCUUGGGGUCAUUGUAAACAAAUUGUGGAAAAAACAGGGAAAAUUACUAUGAUGUGCAUAUAUUGUGACAAACCUGUUAGGGGAGGUGGGAUUAAUCGAUUUAAGUAUCACUUGGCUGGAAAAGGAGGAGAUGUUGAGAAGUGCAAAAAGGUUCCACCUGCUGUUGCUCAUCAAUUUGGGCAAAGUAUUGAAGAAUUUAUGAAUAAGAAAAGGAAAACUCAAGAAAAUUAUGCAGAAAGUUAUGGAGAAUGUGAUGAUGUUGAAAGAGAAUUUGAUAGAAUGGAAGAGGUUGAAGCACGACAGCAACAACUCCAACAUUCAAGGACAAGGUUGCCACCACCCGCAGCUAGGAAAGGGAAAAAGACUACUGGAAUAGAGACUUUUUUCCCAUCUUCAACAACACCUGGAGCCCAACCAACGAUAAAAAGUGUAUUGCAAAGUAAAGAAAUUGUAGAAAAAUGUGACAUUGCCAUUGCAAAGUGGAUGGUUGAUGCUUUUGUGCCAUUUAAUGCAGUUAAUUCAGCAUAUUACCAACCAAUGAUUGAUGCUAUUGCAAACAUGGGUGCAGGAUAUAAAGGUCCAAACUUUGGUAGAGUUCGUGGGUAUUUGUUGAGUAAGUUGGUGGAGGAUGUGAAAAAGAUGAUUGAACAGUAUCGUGAAAUUUGGAAGCGAACUGGAUGUACUAUCAUGGCUGAUGGAUGGACUGAUCGUUGUAGGCGCACUUUAAUUAACUUCUUGGUUUAUUGUCCUAAAGGAACUAUCUUCCUAAAGUCUGUUGAUGCUUCUCAUGCCUCCAAGACUGCUGAAUUAUUGUUUAAGCUUUUUAAGGAUGUUGUCAACUUUGUCGGUCCUGAAAAUGUUAUUCAUAUAGUGACGGAUAAUGCUGCAAAUUAUGUUGCUGCUGAAAGGUUGUUGGAAGCUGAAUUCCCUAAGUUGUAUUGGUCUCCUUGUGCUGCGCAUUGUAUUAAUUUGAUGUUGCAAGAUAUUGGAAAGUUGAAUGAAGUCAGUGAGACAGUUUCACAUGCUUCAAAGAUUACUAAAUACAUAUAUAAUCAUUGUCAUCCAUUGUAUCUUAUGAGGAAGUUUACCGGUGGACGAGAAAUACUUCGUCCAGCUCCAACUCGCUUUGCUACCAAUUUCAUAGCUUUGCAGAGUAUUCUGGCUCAAAAAGAUGCAUUAAGAGCUAUGGUAACUUCUAAAGAAUGGACAAUCUCAGCCUACUCCAAAGAAGCUAAAGCUAAAACAUUUGUGGAUCAAGUUUUAGACUCUAAGUUUUAG
This is a messenger RNA of Arachis ipaensis, 1398 nucleotides long. RefSeq lists its product as uncharacterized. Gene Ontology annotation, molecular function: DNA binding. The record is from RefSeq and is a predicted model, not a curated record. NCBI's taxonomy places the organism in Eukaryota, Viridiplantae, Streptophyta, Magnoliopsida, Fabales, Fabaceae.